CCCAAGUGAAACAUCAAGAGAAAAGAGAAAGAGUAGAGUGUUAAACUUAAAAAUUUAACAAAUAUAAAUUUUGUAAACUAAUCAUCGUUACCAGAACAAAACAAAAAAAAACGGUGAAAUCUAUAUAAUUGAUAUACGUAACACAAAAAAUUGACACGGUGGAGAAAAAAUCUAAAAACCUCUACCAAACAAAACAAUAAUAGGGAAAAAACACAAAACGGAGAGGCAAACAACAAAAAGGAAAAUUGUGUAAAAAUCUUCCGCUGAGGAAAUACCUACAAUAAAUCACCCCACUGGGUUAAAAACACAAGAGGCGAGGAGACGACGAUCAAACAAAAGAAAUGUAUUUAUUUCGCAUAAUCACAUCCAACAAUUUCUUCAACUAAAUAGCAUUAUUAACAUCCAUCCACUACGGGAUACAAUUUCGGAAAAUCUCAGUUUUAAAGUCGCCUCUGCAAGUCUUCGGCGUGUAACAUUACAGCAAAAACAUGCAGGUUUUUAAACAGCAGUCAUAUCGUUUGCAUUUAUUCAUACACAUUUUCAUGUACUGCGUCAUUUGGAGUCGCAAUGGUGUGGAGUCAACAUUUGUAGAAAUUCAAAGUUCUCCCUCAGCGUUGAUUGGUUCGACGGUCAAUUUUACAGCAACUCUUUAUGAGGAAAAGGGUAAGGUGGCGCCAACAGGAAAAUAUCGUUACAUAUGGAAAGAUGAUGCUCAGCAUAGAGGGCAAUUUGAUUCUACACAACCCUACCACACAUGGACUAUUGAAUAUCCAAAGAAUAAAACAAAAUAUGGCAAAUAUCAUGUAUCGGUGAAUGUGCAGGAGGACUAUCUUAUUUGGAUUUCAAUAGCCUCGGCUACGAUUCCCAUAGAAGUUACAGAUACCCUGGGUGGUAAUAUGCAACUUGUACAAGAUGGUGCGGAGCGUCCCAAGGAAUAUGUGUCGACCAAAGGCAUAGUUAACCAUACCAUUGGUUUACCUACCGAAGAAGAAAUCUAUCUUAGGGAAAAUGCUACAUACAUACAGACAUACUGGUUCCAAAACUGUACAUAUCUGGGUGUAUCGAAUGGUCUCAGUUAUCAGGCUUUGUAUAAAGAGCCAGAGCAAUCGUAUGAUAUCGAGGCUUUGGUGGUGGUAUCUUUUGAAAAAUUACCAGACCCGGUGACAACAACUACAACAACCACUACGACAACCACAACAACAACUACGACGACAACAAGUACCACUACUACAACAACAACAACGCCGAAACCAACCACAACCACCUCAAGCACCACGACGUCGACGACGACUAUAAAACCAAAACCGCAAUCUAAUAAAUCAAAACGUGACACUUCUGCUGAGGCUUCAAAGGAAAUAGCGCAAGCGGCGCAUGCAAAUGCUGCCUUACUGGGAUUAAAUCUAACAGCCGCUUUGCAAACACAAAAUAAAGGCAACAACCCCCUUAAUGUGUCAUCGGCACUUAUAAAUCCCAAAUUGGAACGCAAUUCUUAUGCAGCGGGUGUACAGCAUUAUAAUUUACUACCAAAGUCUUAUGAAGAUGGCAAUGAGCCACCUUUCAAUUGUGUCAAUAAAUCCAUAGUUGUUAGAGAUCCCAUGAAAAUCUACGGUUAUUAUCGCAGGCAAAUUGUUUCAAAAUCUCCCAUUACCAACUUUACAGUCAGUGGCAAAAAUUGGCUGCAACAUGGUGAUCUCUUAAAUUUGGAUAUUAAAUGUAAAGGUUCUUCUAAAAUCGAAUAUUGUGUUUUGGUAUUCGAUGCCCCCUAUAAUGCCACCGGUAAUGAGACAUGUAAAUUUUACUAUAGCAUUGAUAGUUGCGAAUUUAAAUAUAAUCGCUACUAUGGAGACAGCAAAACAUUUUUGUUCUUUAUACGCAACGAUGUUUCGGAAACAGUCAAUCAAGUUACGAUAAACAUCUACGAGGCCAAAAAACAAUCUCAACUCUCUGUGGUCGUUGUACCUGUGUCAUUUACUUUAGUUGCCAUCAUACUGGUGGUAUUUGGUGUCUCAUAUUAUUUGCAAAGUCGCAAUCGCUUUAAUGUCGAAGUGGCCGAUUUCAAUUUCGGCGAAACACAAUCCGUCGAUAUGGAAUACAAGACAUUCCAACAACGUUUAAUCGAAAGUAUACGCGAUGCAUUGCCCACACGACGAAAUUUCACAAAUUCAUCAUCUGAUCUAGGGCCAGAACCAGAUAGUCCAGGUGUGGGUAUUGAUAGUAGUUUACGUUAUAACUCUAUGAACUGAAAAAGGCAGACACCAAGUCCCACAACAACAGAUCCAUCAUUUUGAAUUGUUGAGAAAUGUUUACAACAGCAAAAAUUAAGACAUGAUAAACCAAACAAAAUUUCGUAUAUUUAUAGAAAAAGAAAUUGCGUAAACAAACAAAAGCGAACGACACUAACAAAAUGAUAAGCAAAUAAUCUAAUGUUUUAUACACAUAUACAUAUAUAUUUAUCGUUUAUAGUUACAUUUAUACACAUAUUCAUAUUAUAUUCUUUUUUGUUACAUGAUUUAUGAUAUAUUUUCUUAGUACUAUUAUUAAUUUUGUAAAUUAUAUUUAAUAUUAUUUGUGUGAGUUGUUUUUUUUUAUAUGUAUGUAUGUUUGAAUGCACCUGUUUUUCAUUUUCUAUUGUAGGUGUAUGUAUGUUUGAGCAUCAGUUUUUUUUUGUUUGCUUCAUUAAUAUUUUUUGUAAAAAAAGAAAAUUACAGAAUCACGAUAAAACUAAGGGGGAAAACAAGAAAUAGCUCGAGCUGACAAAUGCCAAACGUAAUUUGACAUUGUGUUUAAAGAAAUGCCAUUUUCAGCUUAUGCUAUUUUGUGGUCUCCUCCCACGAAUAAAUUAUAAUCAUAACAGUUGGAUAGAAUUGAGUUGUAAUGCUUAGCUUCUCAUUACAAAAAAAAAAAAAAAACAUAUGCCUUCCUUUUUUUUGCAGUAUUAAGACAUUUAAGAUUUGAGCUUCCCCUUUCUCUCAAUUGCAAAGACAAUUACCAGGGUUUUUCCUACAUAAUUUAAGGUAAUAAAUAAUCUCAAUACGACUUCUUGAGACUGUCAAAAAGCAAAAUUAUCACUUAAAAACUAUCUAUAUAAAUGCCUUGGGCUAUUGACACCAAACCUUUAUAAUUUAAAUUUUAUUUGCAAUACAAAGUUAUCAAAAAAUCUA
Molecule: messenger RNA, 3161 nt
Organism: Stomoxys calcitrans (stable fly)
Lineage: Eukaryota; Metazoa; Arthropoda; Insecta; Diptera; Muscidae
Exons: 7
Coding region: 489-2243 (584 amino acids)
Source: RefSeq, a predicted model, not a curated record